Molecule: messenger RNA, 5150 nt
Organism: Arvicanthis niloticus (Nile rat)
Lineage: Eukaryota; Metazoa; Chordata; Mammalia; Rodentia; Muridae
Gene: Rbsn
Product: rabenosyn, RAB effector
Molecular function (GO): metal ion binding
Source: RefSeq, a predicted model, not a curated record
GAGCCGCCGAUGGCGAUGGCUGCCGCCAGUCUCUGAGGAGUCUCGCAGGCCGACAGUCGGGACCGGAGGUGGAGAGCAGGCUGCCGGCUGCCUGUCGGAAGCGGCAGGGAGUGAGGAAGGGUGUCGCCCUGCUUGGAGCUGCCACAGGGAGCGCGGCGGUGGCUGAGAUUCCUUCUGCUGAAGAGAGGAAAUCUCAUCCAAGGCCACAAUGUCACUUCCCAAUUAUCCUAAUGCUGCCUGCUCAAGCUAACACUGCCAGAAUCCUGCUCCCUUGGGAGGAAUCAAGCUGACUUGGCAUGAGGUUCCUGCCUUCCUUUGGUUGAGAGAAGCACAACUAUGGCGUCUCUUGAUGACCCAGGGGAAGUGAGGGAAGGCUUCCUGUGCCCUUUGUGCCUGAAGGACCUUCAGUCUUUCUAUCAACUUCAGUCACAUUAUGAGGAAGAACAUUCGGAAGAUCGUGAUGUCAAAGGGCAAAUUAAAAAUCUUGUUCAGAAGGCUAGGAAAGCAAAAAACAAGUUGUUAAAACGAGAAGGAGAUGACCGAGUGGAACCAGGGACCCAAGGAUAUGAAUCAUUCAGCUAUGGUGGGGUUGAUCCUUACAUGUGGGAACCCCAAGAGCUUGGUGCUGUGAGAAGCCAUCUUUCUGACUUCAAAAAACAUCGUGCUGCAAGAAUUGACCACUAUGUUGUUGAAGUCAAUAAAUUAAUAAUCAGGUUGGAAAAGCUUACUGCAUUUGACAGAACAAAUACUGAGACUUCAAAGAUUAGAGCAAUAGAAAAGUCCGUGGUACCUUGGGUCAAUGACCAGGAUGUUCCUUUCUGUCCAGACUGUGGGAAUAAGUUCAGCAUCCGGAACCGCCGUCACCACUGCCGCCUCUGUGGGUCUAUCAUGUGCAAGAAGUGUAUGGAGCUCAUUGGCCUGCCCUUGGCAAAUAAGCUCACCAGUGCCAGCAAGGACUCCCUGAGCACCCACACCAGCCCCAGCCAGUCACCUAACAGUGUCCAUGGCUCCCGCCGGGGCAGCAUCAGUAGCAUGAGCAGUGUCAGCUCAGUCCUGGAUGAGAAGGAUGAUGACCGUAUCCGCUGCUGCACACACUGCAAGGACAAGCUGCUCAAGAGAGAGCAGCAGAUGGACGAGAAGGAGCACACGCCUGACAUUGUGAAGCUCUAUGAGAAACUUCGACUUUGCAUGGAGAAAGUUGACCAGAAAGCUCCCGAAUACAUCAGGAUGGCAGCAUCCUUAAAUGCUGGGGAGACGACCUACAGUCUGGAGCAUGCCAAUGACCUUCGAGUGGAAGUGCAGAAAGUGUACGAGCUAAUAGACGCUUUAAGUAAGAAGAUCUUAACCUUGGGUUUGAAACAAGACCCUUCACCACACCCAAACACUUUGCGGCUACAGAGAAUGAUCAGAUACUCAGCUACACUAUUUGUGCAGGAAAAGUUACUGGGUUUGAUGUCACUGCCAACCAAAGAACAGUUUGAAGAACUGAAAAAGAAAAGGAAGCAGGAUCUGGAGCAGAAGAGGACCAUGGAGAGACAGGCUGCUCUGGAGUCCCGGAGGAAGCUUGAGGAAAGGCAGAGUGGUUUGGCAUCUCAGACAGCCAAUGGAGACGUGAGGUCUCUUCCAGGCAUCCCUGCCCCUUUGCGAAAGGCUGAGGGCUGGCUCCCACUGUCAGAAGGUCAGGGACAGAGUGAAGACCCUGACCCUCUCCUCCAGCAGAUCUAUAACAUUACAUCGUUCAUCAGGCAGGCCAAGGCUGCAGGCCGCACAGAUGAGGUGCGCACACUUCAAGAGAACCUGCGGCAGCUGCAGGAUGAAUAUGACCAGCAGCAGACUGCGAAGGCCAUUGAGCUGUCCCGGAGGCAGGCAGAGGAAGAGGAGCUGCAGCGGGAGCAGCUACAGAUGCUCCGCAAGAGGGAGCUGGAACGAGAACAAGAGCAGUUCCUGGCAGCCUCUCUGCAAACACGAACUCGUGUUCUAGAACUCCGAGAAGUUAUACCCUUCCAGUUGGAGCCCAGCCAAGGGCCUCACACUGAUCUUGCCUAUUCCUUGAAUCAGGACUCCUCCCCAGUUCAGAGCAGCACAGCUCCUGAUACCCUUUCACCUGGCUCAGCUCUAGCACCCAUCCAUUUGUGGUCUGGGCCCCCAGCCCUUGGCCAGGAAUUCCUCCCUCAGAGCACCAUAUCACAGCAAAGUAAUAAGGCCUCUCUCAACCCAUUUGAUGAAGAAGACCUCUCCAGCCCUACAGAAGGUGCUAUCAGCCCUGCUGCUGUAGAGGCUUUCCUGGGACCUCCAGCUGCUGUCACCAAAGAAUACAAUCCUUUUGAGGAAGAUGCUGAGGAAGAGGAGGUGGCAGAGUUGGGGGCAGGGAAUCCCUUCACUGACCCAGACAGUCCAGGACCCAACCCUUUUGAUGAGGAUGACCAUCUCAGGCCUGCCAGCCCAGCUGCCCCUGGAAACCCUUUUGAAGAGUGCCCCUGCACCAACCCCUUCGAGGUAGACAGUGAUAGUGGCAUGGAGGCUGAGGAACACAUUGAGGAAGAGCUGCUCCUGCAGCAGAUUGAGAACAUCAAGGCUUACAUCUUUGAUGCCAAGCAGUGUGGUCGAAUGGAUGAGGUGGAGGUUCUGAUGGAGAACCUCCGGGAGCUGAAGUGCACCCUGGCUAAGCAGAAGGGGGGCCCUAACUGACAGCAGUGGGCAGGAAUGGGGCAGAGUCUUGGGCAGCAGGCUAUCAAGUGGUAGGAGGAGAUGGGCAUGCAUGUGAACGCACACAGGUGGGGGUGGAAACAGUAGUCUCUUGCUGUGUACUUUGAGGCAUUUCCACUAUAGUUGAACAAGAACAGGAAAAAAAUCGGCAUUCAUGUGCUGGUCUUUCUGUAUUAUUAUUAUUAUUUAAUGAAGUGUUCCCUUUUCAGGGUACUUUACCAUUUUAUUUAUCAAGAUACAGCUCUGUUGGGCCAGGGCAGAAACGGCUCCUGAGCACCUCUUAGUCCAUUUUCUGCUGACUGUUCUUGGUCAUUAUGCAGUAUUAUUGGGUAGCCCUUGACAGACCCCUUCCUGUUGGCGAGAUAGGCAGGGGCUUAGCAGAAGUCUGUCCUGACAUGGUUGCUCCCUUUCAGUAUGUCUCUGCUCGGACUGUCUCCUGGACACGUAGGGAGAUACUGCAGUGAAGGGAAAAGUCUAGACCCAGUGGGGACCAGUGCCUCAUUUCAUGGGUGGCAGGAAUGUUGCCAGUGUUGUCCCCUCCCAGUUAUAGGAAGUAAAGUUCCCAAGUGUGAGGGUGGUGGGCUGGUGGUGUCAGCGUGAGCUUGACUAUGAGAUAGUAGUGAUCAACUUUUGGGUGGAUGUUGUGGUUUGGGAGAAGUUCCUACUUGUGCAGUUGUCUGAUCCCCUAGAAACCUCUUCCAGGGCUUUGGUAGAACAACCACUCUAUAGGUCACAUUCAAGGGCCUGUUGAUUUGGGAAUUGUGACUGGGAAGCUUCUGUGGAGUAUUAACAGGUGAUGGAACACUUCUGAGUCAGGAGAUAAAUUCUAGUAACUUCCAAGGCCCUCUAGUCAGCCUUCUUCCUUGUGGUUUAUCCUGACCUGAGAAACUGGUAAGAUGUUACUUUACUACUUCGAAUACUGAGAAUCAGAAACAUUUGAGGCACCGCCUGAGAUCAUUCCACAGCCCUGAAGUACUUGAACUCUUGAUAGAAGACAGAAAGGGAAGUUAUGUGGCUUAGUACUUUGGUUUACAGGAACAGAUCAAUUGACAGAUGACCUUGUAAGAUCCUUGGUGUGCUCAGCUCUGGGUAAUUUCUUCAGUGAUACUCCUUAGUUAAUGGAGAAUAACUGUCCACUAGUCACUUUCCCUUCAGCUAACUCUGGGCCAUGUUUUUUGUUGGUUACUAGUGUAUAAGCUGAAAUUCUUUUGUCACAUUCUGGUGAAAGAUCCAUCUUGAUGGUAAGAAUGUUAUCUGGGUGCAGCUAUUGGCUCUAUUUUGGCAGCUUGAAUCCCAGUUCAUUAGUACAUGUUGGGGCUUUGGCUGGAUAGAAGUCCUGUAUAGGACUGUGGAAAGGGUUGGAGAGGGAGGGUAAGGACCCUUUGGGUUCUGUUGACAGAUGUUUACUGGCCUGCUAGUGGAUUACCAAUCAUCUGCCAGCUCUGUUGGUGUCAUGGGCUGUUCUGGCAUUUUAUGUUACCUGGGCAGGCUUCCUCUCUUUCUAAAGCCCAGUCUUCAGGCAUGCCUGGCAUACCCACCUGCUUGGUCUGCUUUUGUCUGAUGGAAAAGGAGGUAGCCCUAACACAAGAAUGAAGCUGAAUACUGGUUUUCACCAUUACUUUUCCUGACACAGAUCAGGUGUUCAGGGUGGUACAACUGUAGACAUUGCUUUUCUUAUAAGACUGGGUUUCUUAAUUAGCUAGUGACUCAUUAAAUGUACUCCCUUUUUGGAACUCACCCCAAGUAGCAGUCUGACUGAGAGCAUGGAGAAAACAAAUGCUUUUAAACAGCUAUACUUUAAGUCCCAACUGAAUAUUAAACCAAGUGAACUCAGAUCCCGGAGGUUUUACUGAUUUUCUCAUUGAAUUCCUCUUUGACCAUAUUCUGAAAGUCAGAGAUAUAACAAGAGAGACUUGUCUACCCCUUGUCUAUAUCACUUCCUAGAAUCCAUGCAGGUGUGUUUGGCCUGUGAGUGAACCACAGUGCCAGCUUUUUACCUUGUGUGAAUACUUCAUGAUUCCCAAGGUCCCAAGCUCCACCUCAUCAGUGAAGGAGCAUAUUCUUGACAGGUGUUGGCUGAUCCCUUAGGUGUAGGUCCUGUUCGUAGUAGAAGGGCUUCUUGCUCUGUUCCCUUCUAACACACUAAGGAACUGGAGCCUUACUCACUGCACUUAACCACACAUCAUGUCUUUGUUGUCAGAUGUUAAAACAUCUUUCUAAGUCAUCAUGAGCCAUGUUGCAUAGCUAUACCAUGCGGUUCAAAUUGUGGAAUUGGCCUCUGUACAAGGUCAGACUAGAGGAGCACGGUGUGCUGGUAAUCAUGAUGACUGUCAGCAAGAUGGUCAUUGACACGCAUGCACUACACUGGGGCCUUGUAUCAGAGGCUUUUAUUAAAAAAAAUAAUCAUUUAUGUGAGGCUUUUAUUAAAAAAUAUAACAUGUUCA